This is a messenger RNA of Saprolegnia parasitica CBS 223.65, 882 nucleotides long. RefSeq lists its product as hypothetical. The record is from RefSeq and is a predicted model, not a curated record. The transcript has 3 exons. The coding region runs from base 75 to 764 and encodes 229 amino acids. Lineage: Eukaryota; Oomycota; Saprolegniomycetes; Saprolegniales; Saprolegniaceae.
ACAUCUCGACUUCUCGUUGCCGACGAAGGAGCCGCCGACCCAGCAUCCUCCGCCCACGCACGCACCAACUCGAGAUGGCUCCCAACGGCGCAAUGUACACGGAGCCCACGGCGACGCCGCCGCCGCCGGCCAUGCACGACAGCGACACGGUCAUCUUCCUCGACUGGGAUGACACGCUCUUGGCGUCCACGUGGGUCGGCAAGCUCGGGCUGCGGCCAAAGUACGUCAACGAGAAGCCGCACAUCCCGGACGACGUCAAGCUCCAGCUCGAGGAGCUCGAAGAGUGUGUGAUUGCGCUCUUGGAGAACGCGAUGAAGUAUGGCCGCGUCGUUAUCAUCACCGCUGCUGAGACGGGGUGGGUCGAGCUCUCGGCGUCGCUCUUCAUGCCGCGGACGCUGCCGAUCAUCAACAGCAUGAUCAAGGUUGUCUCGGCGCGCUCGACGUACGAAGAGCUGUACCCUGGCGCGCCCAAGAAGUGGAAGAUCGAGGCGUUCCAGCACGAGGUGUACAACCACAGCGCGACAACGACGCCCAAGCACAUCAUCUCGAUCGGUGACGGCCCGACCGAGCGCGAGGCGCUCAUCAACCUCAAAAUGUCGUCCUACGCGUCGUUCCACGCCAAGUCGCUCAAGCUCAUUACGUACCCGAACGCGAUCGAGCUCAAGAUGGAAGUGCGCCUCCUCCUCGACAACCUCCACACGCUGUGUACACACGAAGAAGACAUGGACCUCCAAAUCUCCAAGGACGUGCUCCAAGCCGCAUGAGGCGCCGCGCGACGCCGUAUUUUAUAAGUAGUUUUGAGCAAAAAGCCCGUAUAAUUAAGACACCCCUCCUCUAUGCUAGUGACUUAGAUACCUACAAUAUAUCGCCUUGGCCUGAAGC